GAAGUAGAUUAGCUGACAUUCCCACGUGGUAAGAAAUGGCUGCAAAUGAGGAAAAGCAGCAGGGCCACAGAGCCGGCGUAUACAAGCAAAAAAAUAAAGAACACAAACAUGGUAAACACCGGACGAAAGGUGAAAUUGAAAGAGAAAAUAAAGGGAGGGUGUCGGUGAUGUCUCUUACCAAAAAACAGAGUAAGGAACAAAAGAAGAUGGACCGGAGACACAAAGCUAGCCAGCUACGCAAAAAUAAGAAAGACAUGGUUCUGAUGGAAAAGCGGCGUCUGGGCACCAGGGACGGUCCUCCACAUUUGGUGGCUGUGGUGUCCCUCCAUGCUGGAGCUGAUGCAGCAGCUGUUAUCAAACUGCUGUGUGGAGAAGGUGCUGGGGGCCUUGUGCGUCAAGAGCAAUGCGUCAGUGGUGUCGGCGACAGUUUUGGGCUGAUUCUGCCUCGCUUCAAACAGAGAUUCACACUUCUAACCCAGAGCACUGCUGACAUGCACUCCCUUCUGGAUGUGGCAAAGGUUGCUGAUAGUCUGGUGUUUGUGUUGGACCCAGCUGAAGGUUGGGACAGCUAUGGAGACUAUUGUCUCUCCUGUCUCUUUGCUCAGGGUCUCCCCAGCCAUGCUCUGGUGUGUCAGGGUGUGUGUGACAUCCCUGUGAAGAAGAGGGUUGAAUCCAGAAAGACUUUGUCAAAGAUCACCGAAGUUCGCUUCCCCGAUGCCCGACUCUUCCCUCUGGACACUGACCAGGAUGCGACUCUUCUUCUUAGACACCUGGGCUGUCAGAAGCAGAGGAAGUUGGGUUUCCGUACCAGACGGCCCCAUCUUUUAGCACAACAAGUCACUUUCACACCCAACUGCCCUGCUGAAGGUGCAAGAAGUGGGCCUACUGGACUGGGUACCCUCCGUGUCUCUGGGUACGUCCGUGGUCGUGCUCUGCGGGUUGAUAGACUCGUGCAUAUCAGUGGACAUGGAGACUUUCAGCUCAGUCAGAUUGAUGCUCCAUCAGACCCACUUCCUCUCAUCUUCACAACAACCAGACCUGUAAAACCAAGCAAAGGAGGGGACUUUGAGAUGCAGGAUGGGGGUGAAAAUGAGGCGCCGGUCCGUGUGCUCAUGAAGGCCGACCCGUCCUGUCAGGAGAGUCUGCAGACAGAGGCUGAGGUGGACCCUAUGGAUGGAGAGCAAACGUGGCCGACAGAAUCAGAACUGAUGGAAGCUGAAGAGGCCAGAAAGAGCAAGCGGGUGAUGAAGGUCCCCAAGGGAACAUCAGACUACCAGGCCACGUGGAUCGUUGAUGAAGACGAGGAGGAGAAUGAUGACCUGGAUGAAGAAAGCAGUGAUGAUGAUGAUGAUCUAUUGGAUGAAGCUAUGGAUGGAGAUGAGGAGGAGAAUAAUUCUCAGGAGCCUGCUUCAUGCUGUGCUUCAGAAGAAGAAGAAGAAGAAGAAGAAGAAGAAGAGGUGUGCUCCACAGAGCGAGCUGGAGCAGAUCAGCGAUACGAUGAACACAUGGAUGAAGCAGCAGAGGAAGAAGGGCUGAAACGCUACCGGGAGGCUCGCUCCCAUGAGAUGUUCCCCGAUGAGGUGGACACGCCCAUUGAUUCUCCGGCUAGAAUCAGGUUUCAGCGCUACAGGGGCCUGAAAAGUUUCCGCUCCUCGCCUUGGGACCCCAUGGAGAACUUGCCUCUUGACUACUCGCGAAUUUUCCAGUUCCAGAGUUUUGAAAGGACUCGCCGGCGCGUACUGGCAGAGGCUGCAGCUGAAGAAGAGGGGGCAAUGGUCGGCUGGUACGUUACGCUGCACAUCGUCGACGUGCCUUCCUCCGUGAUGGAGAGCGUCCAAUCUGGCAAGCCUCUGGUGUUGGUGUCUCUGCUGCCUCACGAGCAGAAGAUGUCGGUGAUGCACGUCCUGGUGCACAGACACCCCAGCAACACAGAGCCAAUCAAAUCCAAGGAGGAACUGGUCUUCCACUGUGGAUAUCGGCGAUUCCGGGCCUCGCCUAUAUUCUCUCAGCACACGUCAGCUGACAAGCAUAAGAUGGAGCGUUUCCUCCGCCCAGAUGCCCCCACUGUGGUGUCGGUUUAUGCCCCCAUCACCUUCCCCCCUGCAGGAGUGCUGCUCUUCAAGCAAAGAGAUGACGGUGUUCAGGACCUGGUGGCCACAGGCAGCCUGCUCAGCUGCGACCCACGACGAGUCGUCCUGAAAAGGAUCGUGCUGAGUGGACACCCGUUCAAAAUCAACAGGCGUUCGGCCGUUGUCCGUUACAUGUUCUUUAACAGAGAGGACAUCAUGUGGUUCAAACCAGUGGAGCUGCGGACAAAAUGGGGUCGGAGAGGCCACAUCAAGGAGGCUUUAGGAACACACGGUCACAUGAAGUGUGUCUUUGAUAACCAGCUGCGCUCGCAAGACACAGUCCUGAUGAAUUUGUACAAGAGAGCGUAUCCUCACUGGACAUACGACCCCUACGUCCCCUCAACGUUACCUUGGUUCAAGAGAGAUACCAUGCUUGAUUUGGAUGAAUUGGACAUGGAAUAGUGAGAGGACUGCUCAGCAAUGCAAGACGUGAAUUCAAGUUAGCAGCAACACGCAUUGUGUUCAAUAAAUAUAUGUAAUAAUAAAAAAUGUCAUUACUUCA
This is a messenger RNA of Nothobranchius furzeri (turquoise killifish), 2631 nucleotides long. RefSeq names its product TSR1 ribosome maturation factor (gene tsr1). NCBI's taxonomy places the organism in Eukaryota, Metazoa, Chordata, Actinopteri, Cyprinodontiformes, Nothobranchiidae. The record is from RefSeq and is a predicted model, not a curated record. Gene Ontology annotation, molecular function: U3 snoRNA binding; GTP binding; GTPase activity. Gene Ontology annotation, biological process: maturation of SSU-rRNA from tricistronic rRNA transcript (SSU-rRNA, 5.8S rRNA, LSU-rRNA); endonucleolytic cleavage of tricistronic rRNA transcript (SSU-rRNA, 5.8S rRNA, LSU-rRNA); ribosome biogenesis. Gene Ontology annotation, cellular component: preribosome, small subunit precursor; nucleus.